Scheffersomyces coipomensis is the source of this 3798-nucleotide messenger RNA. It is a transcript of the gene SFI1, whose product is annotated as Sfi1p. NCBI's taxonomy places the organism in Eukaryota, Fungi, Ascomycota, Pichiomycetes, Serinales, Debaryomycetaceae. The record is from RefSeq and is a predicted model, not a curated record. The transcript has a single exon. The coding region runs from base 1 to 3798 and encodes 1265 amino acids.
AUGGAAUCUUUAAGUGAGUUGCUACUACUCACUGUACGGGAUUUGCAGAAGUUGAAAAUCUUCCCGUUGAGUAGCAGUUCUCACGAGUAUGAAAGCUUACUCAAGGGAACCAUUACCAAUAUCCUACGAUUGAUUGAUUGGGAUCAAACUGACUUCUACAAGUUAACCAUUUCAAUCGAACCAAAGAUUAAUGGAGUCAAUUCGUUGAACGUAUUGUACUAUUUCGAUAAAUCAUCUCAAUCUGAUGUCAAGGAUAUCCCAACUAAGGAUAUCUUAAGUUAUUUCCAUAAGUUUCAUCAACAAGGUAGUAACAAAUCGAAAUUGGAUCAAAUAUUAUCUUUAAUCGAAUAUUUACUAGGAAAGGAUCAUAUACGACACUUGUACAGUGGAGUGUUAUCCAAACUCACAACUUUCAUUAAAUUCCUUAUUGCAUUCAACAAUGACUGUGAAUCUCAAAUAAUACAACUACUUUCUGAUUGUUUCAGAUAUGAUUUAAAAUUCUAUUCUAAAAUACAGCAUGAUGGGAAUAAUGAUAUAACAGAAGAGGAAUCAAUUGGAAUAAGUCGAAUAUUAGACAAAAUAAUCGGACAAGAUCUGGAUGUUUCCAACGAUAAUUCUACAUCUGAAGCAACUGAUUUCAACAUACCAUUACAAUUCAAAUCUAAUAAUGAAAACUUCAGUUCAUUAUAUAACACAUUACUCAAAAUUGCAACUCUUAGGACUAUAGAUAUAAAAGAUGCCAGAAAGUACUCUGAGUUAUGUCUAUUCAUAUUUAAAACUGUCUAUAAUAUUCAAAGUAUAGAAAUUGACAGUUUUCCAUACAAAGAAAAGAAAUUUGGUUCGUUUCAUGAUCUUUUAAUUGGAGAUUCAGGAAUACUAUCGAAAUCUUAUGGUGUAACAAAUUCAAGAAUAAUAAAUGAUUAUAAUUUCUUUCCUGAAUUAAAGAAAGAUCAUGAAAUAGCCCCUACAUCUUUUCCUAUAUCACAACCAGUGAUUGAGCAUGAAUCUUUUUCAAAUCUAGGUAGCACCAAACAGGAGAGACAAGAGAUUCUUCACCAUUUCAAACGAAUUAUUCCUUUGUUAAAUGAAUACAAUCUUGAAUUCGACAUUGAUUUUAUUCCUGUUCUUAGGAGAUAUAUGUCUUUACUUCAUGACGAACUUCCUACAGCUGCAGUUAUUGCCGAUUUCAACUACAUUGAUCAAAUAGUAACCUUAUUGAAUCUUAUCAUUGACUUCGAAAAUGGAAAAGACGAGACAUUAGUGACCAACUUUAAGAAUACUGUUGAUAGAAUACAUGAUCUUCAUAAAUAUUUGACAAGGUACUAUGUUGCUGAAAUUCCAUCUACUACUGUGUUAAUGCGCAUAGCAGUCAUUGAAUACUAUAAACGUAUUGCCAUUCAACGAAUUGUAAUAAAGAGCUGGUCUUUCAAGUUUUCACAGAUAGAGCAAGUAUCAACUACUGUCUUAGAUAAUUGGACCAUAGUUAAUAACAAGAGAUAUAUACGAAACUACCUUACAAGAUGGUAUAGUCAAGGUCGUAAAUUGAAAGAUUUGGAAAAUAUAGCUAUCAAGUAUGAUAAAAGUAUAACGAUUGAUAAAUUUUUCAAAAACAUUUCCAGGGCUAGAGCAUUAAGAUCUGAAAGUAUUAAGAAAGGUGACUUGCACAUUGUCAGCUCGUACUUUGAGUUGUGGGCUGAUAAGAGUUUAUUCUUAGAAGGUAUGUCCAAGAAAGCAUUGGACUUUGAAAGACAAGUUUUGUUUCAAAAGGCAUUUUCAACUUGGAAUCAAAAUUUGCUGUAUCAAAAUAGUCUAGCUUCAGUAGCUAAGAGUAGAAAUGUUAUAAGGGUUCAAAAGGAGGACUCGGUUUUGGUAGAAAUCACUUGGUCAAACUGGUAUAAUCUUAUGGUCUCGAGGGUUCAACAAGGUAGUAUACUGAAACCAUCUAUCGAUACAAAUAAGAUAAAAGAACUUGGGAAGCUUGAAAGGAAAUUCUUGAUUACUAAGAUUUUGAAUAAAUGGACUCGCUCAUACUGUCUUGAAUCAGCUAAAAAGAAAGUUCAAUUGCACAAUGAUAAAAUACUUUUGUUUGAUAUUUUUCAUGAUAAAUGGCAAGCAAAAACAUCAAUGUCCAGUAAAGCCAAAAAUUAUCUUCUUAACAAGGAUCAACAGUUAAAACUUGAUCUUUUUGUGAUCUGGAAAGAUUUGGCUGCAAGAAGGGCAACAGCUGACAAGGUUUAUAUACAAAACAAGCUAAGACAGUUCGUGAAAUUGUGGAAGCUAGAGACAUUAAUUGGAGAUUCUAAAACCAAUCGAUUGAAAAGAUAUGAAGAUUCACUUCUAGUUCGUCAUUUUAAAGAUUGGAGACUUAAGUAUAAAUUAAACGCAUUCAAUUCGAGGAACUCAUAUACUCUUAAACAAGUGACAUUGCUACAAUUAUCUUCGAAGUUUGAUGAUAUAAAUAGUCAUUAUGAGCUAUCUGAACAAUUUAAGAAUCAUAACUCAAAGACUUGGGCUCUAGAAGUAUGGAAAAAUUAUUUUGAGAUGCUUUCAGUGGCCAAUGAUUGUGCAGAUACUUAUGCAAAGGGUCGGACUUUCAAUCAUUGGGCUAAUAAACUAGAGACUUAUAAUAAGUUGUACUUGAAACACAUCGGUGAUAAUUCAAUCCUGUUUAAGGAUAAGUUUUUACUAAGAGUUUUUUUAAAGAAAUGGCAAGAACGGUUCGAGCUUAAUUUUGAUGAUAAUUCGAAUGCAGUGGUUCAAGACUUCCAGGAAAGAUAUGUAAAUCAUAACUUAAAACUAAGAAUGUUACGAAAAUGGGUUGAAAAUUACAAUUUUGUAUUAGCCAAACAAGAUGCUCUUGAGUACAGAGAAAGAAAGUUUCAUGAAGACAAUGCUAGCAUAGCUCCACAUUUUUAUAAAUGGAAGGAGAUUUCAUAUAAGCAUUAUGAUCUUGCACUGCAAGCUAUAUCAUUUGAUGAAACGGUAUUGAGAAAGAAGAGUUUGAUUGUUUGGUAUAGACAAUAUGUUAAUAAGAAUGUUUAUUUAGAAGAGAUAGCUUCGGAAUUCCUUGAUAAUGCAGAAUUUAGACAAAUGCAAGAAAUUUUGAGUAAUUGGAGUAUGAGAUUCAUGAAGAUGAAAAGAAAUCAACAAAGUUGUGAUUUAUUUAUAAAGAGGUGGGAUGUUUCAAGAACAAAGAUCUUAUUUGAUCUUUGGCAAUGGAAGAUGGAAGAAUCUCAUAAUGUAUCUUUUGACGAUUCGGAAAUCAUUCAAAAUCCAUCACCAUUGGCAUCUAGGUCAAGCAGAGUACCUAGUGAUAAAAGUGUUAGCUACUUAUUUACGCCUUUGAAGAAACAAGUAUCUCCAAGGAUACCAUUAGCUACUCCAGGAACAACACUUAGAUCUAGUCCUACCAAGCUCCAUGAAACAACACAACGGUUAAAAAACGAAAAAAUGAAUGAAGUAAGAAGGCAUUUCAGUAGGUUUAGAAGCUCGUCUACUCCAAAACAUUCUAGUGUUUUCAGCGGUGAGCCAAGAACAACAGAAUCGAGGUAUCCAAGGUUGCAGCCUUUAACUACUUCAAGUAUUUUACCACCAAAACCACCUAAUUUUUCCAUGCAAGACCAAGUGGAUGUAGAUGAUGAUACUGAAUCUAUCGAAACCGCCAAAAGUUUGAGGAAAAUCACUCCUAUCAUGUUUCCUACUGACGAUGAUUUCCAACAACCUAAAUUCUCACCAAUCAAAUUAAGAAGUCGAAACAGUAAUCUUAUACUGUCUGGGGAUAUAAACAGUACAUUCUAA